This is a messenger RNA of Hordeum vulgare subsp. vulgare (domesticated barley), 1304 nucleotides long. RefSeq names its product peroxidase 72-like. Bases 85 to 1098 code for a protein of 337 amino acids. Gene Ontology annotation, molecular function: peroxidase activity; heme binding. Gene Ontology annotation, biological process: response to oxidative stress; hydrogen peroxide catabolic process. The record is from RefSeq and is a predicted model, not a curated record. NCBI's taxonomy places the organism in Eukaryota, Viridiplantae, Streptophyta, Magnoliopsida, Poales, Poaceae. The transcript has 4 exons.
ACCAAUACCUCUCAGUUCUCACCACAACCAUCAUCACUUGAACAGCACGAAGAAGACACCAACUAGCUAGUUCAGGCGAGAGAGAUGACGAGGGGUGCAGCAAUGGUUGCCGCCGUCGUCGCCUUGCUCGCCCUCCUCUUCCCUGCCUCCUCCGCGUUUCCCCCGGCUGGCCAGCAGCAGCAGCCGCUGGACCCCCACUUCUACGACCAUUCGUGCCCUCAGGCGCAGCAGAUCGUGGCGUCCAUCGUCGGCAAGGCGCAUUCCCAGGACCCCCGCAUGGCGGCCUCCCUCCUCCGCCUCCAUUUCCACGACUGCUUCGUCAAGGGAUGCGACGCGUCGAUCCUGCUGGACAGCAGCGCGUCGGUGGUGAGCGAGAAGCGGUCCACCCCGAACAAGGACUCGGCGAGAGGGUUCGAGGUGGUGGACGAGAUCAAGGCCGCGCUGGAGGCCGCCUGCCCUCGCACCGUCUCCUGCGCCGACGUCCUCGCCCUCGCCGCACGCGACUCCACCGUCAUGACUGGCGGCCCAGGCUGGAUCGUGCCCCUUGGUAGGAGAGACUCUUUGGGCGCCAGCAUCCAGGGCUCCAACAAUGACAUCCCUGCUCCCAACAAUACCCUCCCCACCAUCAUCACCAAGUUCAAGCUCCAGGGCCUUGACAUCGUCGACCUCGUCGCCCUCCUCGGUAGCCACACCAUUGGUAACUCGCGGUGCACGAGCUUCCGCCAGCGGCUGUACAACCAAACGGGCAAGGGCCUCCCAGACUCCACGCUGGACCCGGCGGCGGCGGCGGUGCUGCGCCCACGGUGCCCGCGCUCCGGCGGCGACCAGAACCUCUUCUUUCUGGACCACGUGACGCCAUUCAAGUUCGACAACCAGUACUAUAAGAACCUGCUGGUGUACCAAGGCCUGCUCAGCUCUGACGAGGUGCUCUUCACCGGCAGCCCAGCCACCGCGGAACUCGUCAAGCUCUACGCCGCCAACCAGGACAUAUUCUUCCAGCACUUCGCGAGGUCCAUGGUGAAGAUGGGCAACAUCUCGCCAAUCACUGGCCGCAACGGCGAGAUCAGGAGCAACUGCAGGAGGGUUAACCACAACUGAUCAACCAGUUGGAUGAUCCAUGUUGAGCUAGUGGAGUGGUCUGAUUGUUUCUGCAGGUUAUUUAUUUGCCGCUUUCAGGUCGUGCGUGUGCGUUUUGCUGCGGUUUCUUGUUUCCGUUUAAUUUGUAUGCAAUCCGUCCUUGUGUACUGUUGUAAUGGAAUUAAUUGCUUGCGCUUAUUUAGAGGAAUCUGUCAAUUUGGUGCCAA